AUGCGCGUAGGCGCUGGCCGUCCGAGACGCGGCGGAGACGUCCGGGACGCGGCGCAUUCGCUCCUCCCCGUGCCCGUGCGCGUCAAGUUCCACAAAGUUUAA
Molecule: messenger RNA, 102 nt
Organism: Peronospora matthiolae
Lineage: Eukaryota; Oomycota; Peronosporomycetes; Peronosporales; Peronosporaceae
Source: the annotation of a GenBank genome assembly